AUGUCUGGCGCCAACAACAGAUUAGCCGUCUUCCCAACGCGAAUGACCUUGAGUGUCAUGAAGCAAAAGCUGAAGGGAGCUCAGACAGGACACAGCUUACUGAAGCGCAAGAGCGAAGCCUUGACGAAGCGCUUCCGAGACAUCGUUAAAAAGAUUGACGAUGCCAAGCGUUUGAUGGGCAAAGUCAUGCAGGUAGCGUCGUUCUCUUUGGCCGAAGUCACGUAUAUCACCGGAGACAUUGGUUAUCAAGUUCAGGAGAGUGUCAAGAAUGCACAGUUCCGCGUUCGUGCAAAGCAGGAGAACGUUUCUGGUGUCAUGCUCCCUGUCUUUGAAAGUUACCAGGAAGGAACAAACGCCAACGAGCUCACGGGUCUCGGCCGAGGCGGGCAACAGGUCCAGAAAUGCAAGGACACAUACAUCAAAGCUGUCGAGACGUUGGUCGAGCUCGCAUCUCUGCAGACAGCGUUCGUGAUCCUGGAUGAGGUGAUUAAGCUGACCAACCGUCGUGUGAACGCUAUUGAGCACAUUAUCAUCCCUCGUUACGAGAACACAAUCAAGCACAUUAUUUCAGAGCUGGACGAACAGGAUCGUGAAGAGUUCUUCAGGCUGAAGAAGGUCCAGGGCAAGAAGAAGGAGGCAGCAGCUCGUGAUACCCUGGAGAGAGAAUCUCGGCAGGCUGCAGAAGGCAAGAGCGUCGAAGAGACUGGCAAAGCCGUUGGUGGUAUUGCUGAUGCUAGCGGUGGUGCGGGUGUGGAUCUGUCACUGGCACAGCCUGGCGACAUGUUAGGAGGCGUGGACGAGGACUUAAUUUUCUAA
Messenger RNA from Gamsiella multidivaricata, 816 nucleotides. Its product is annotated as vacuolar ATPase V1 domain subunit D. Gene Ontology annotation, molecular function: proton-transporting ATPase activity, rotational mechanism. The coding region runs from base 1 to 816 and encodes 271 amino acids. Lineage: Eukaryota; Fungi; Mortierellomycota; Mortierellomycetes; Mortierellales; Mortierellaceae. The transcript is spliced from 7 exons. Gene Ontology annotation, biological process: vacuolar acidification. The record is from RefSeq and is a predicted model, not a curated record. Gene Ontology annotation, cellular component: vacuolar proton-transporting V-type ATPase complex; fungal-type vacuole membrane.